This is a messenger RNA of Pimephales promelas (fathead minnow), 2968 nucleotides long. Its product is annotated as phosphatase and actin regulator 1. Gene Ontology annotation, biological process: cell motility; stress fiber assembly. The record is from RefSeq and is a predicted model, not a curated record. Gene Ontology annotation, molecular function: actin binding. Lineage: Eukaryota; Metazoa; Chordata; Actinopteri; Cypriniformes; Leuciscidae.
AGUCGAGCGCGUGCCCAGCGCUGCUCAGAUGCGCGCUCAUCUCCACCACCAUCAUCAUCUCCUCCAUCAUACUCAUCCUCAUCAUGUCUGUGGUGGAUCCUACAGUCCUGCACGGCGUCUGGGGCAGCAACGCGCCCGCGGGAAUGGAGAAGCCGAAGAACAAGGGCUUCAGCCUGGCCAAGAUGAUGACUCUGAACUACAGGAAGGAGAAGCAGAACCAGAACCAGCACCAGCACCACAACAACAACAUGCCCUUCAUGAUCCACUGCCACAUCGGCAAGGAGAUUAAGCACAUAUGCAGCAACUGCAGCCGCGGCAGCCACGCGCGUCAGGACGCCGAAGAGGUGGAGAAGCUGUCGUCCAUGCGCUCCGAGUCCCUGGUGCCGCCUGGCCACUGCCGGAGCAAGUUCUCCACGCUGGGACGGCUCUUCAAGCCCUGGAAGUGGAGGAAGAACAAGAGCGAGACCUUCAAGCAGAGGUCCACAGCGCUGGAGAGGAAGAUGUGUGCGCGCCAGAGCCGGGACGAGCUGAUCCAGAGAGGCGUGCUGAAGGAGAUCUUCCAGAAAGACUCCAGAGUCCCGGGACUGAUGCAGAGCAAUCCCUCAGGAGCAGACUGUGAGCGCACAGCAGACGCCCCAGACCGACAGAGGACCGUGGACUUCCGGUUGUCUCUGGAUGGAGGAGUCUGUGCUCAGGACAACACACUCAAGUCUCUAACGCUUCCUCCCAAAAAAAACCUCACCUUCCAUGGUGACCUUCAGGAACCCCCCGCCAAACCUCAGCUCAUCCACAAACAGCCCCCUGCCCUGCCGCCCAAACCCUUCUCCAGACUGACCAAUCACAGCACAGACCCGUGUGUGCAGGGCAAGCCGUCUCCUCCUCUUCCUCCUCAGAAGCUUCUGAUGUACUCCUCCUCCUCGUUCGGGCCGUACGGGCACCCGCUGCAGUACGGCUCCGCCCACCCAUCCAGCCGCAUCAUUGACGAGCUGCAGAAGACGCUGGCGCUCGCCCUACAGAGACUGGAGAGCUCUGCGCUCCACACGGGUCAGUACGGCUCUCCUCUGCCCUCGGGUCUGAUCGACUGUGACGACGAUAAAGAGAACAUCCCCAGCGAGUCGGACUACGAGGACCUGCCCAGCAUGUACAAGGAUGAAGAGCAGGACGAGGACGACGAGGAGGAGGACGACGCUCUCUUCACGAGCACGCUGGCGCUGAAGAUCUUGAGGAAGGACUCUCUGGCGGUGAAGCUCAGUAACAGGCCGUCUCAGAGAGAACUGCAGGAGAAGAACAUCUUACCUGUGCAGACGGACGAGGAGCGCAUGCAGUCCAGACAGCUCAUCGGCACCAAACUCACACGGAGACUGAGCCAGAGACCCACGGCCGAAGAGCUGGAGCAGAGGAACAUCCUCAAACCUCGUAAUGAGCAGGAGCAGAUGGAGGAGAAGAGAGAGAUCCGACGCCGACUCUCACGCAAGCUGAGUCAGAGGCCCACAGUGGAGGACUUACGGCGAGCCAAGAUCCUCAUCCGCUUCAAUGAUUACGUGGAGGUGUCGGACGCUCAGGAUUACGACCGGCGCACAGACAAGCCCUGGACGAGACUCACUGCGGCCGACAAGGCCGCCAUCAGAAAAGAGCUGAAUGAUUUCAAGAGCAAUGAGAUGGAGGUCCAUGAGUCCAGCCGGCAUCUGACCAGGUUUCACCGGCCGUAGAGAUGAGCGAUGAUGAUGAUGAUGAUGACUCUUCACUGAUUCUCAGGCUGCGCGGGCUCAGAUCUAGGAACGCAUGAUACACACGUCACCAUCCACACGGACACACUCAGGACAUCCCCCGCUCUGACUGAAGCUGGCGGUGUGUGUGUGUGUGUGUGUGUGUGUCCAGUUCUCUCAAACCGCUUCACAUCGUCUGCAUCCCCUGUUCUCACUUUGAUGAAGUCCUCAUGAUGUUUGUCAGCACAAUGACCUGAAUGGGACUUUUUUUUGUGUGCUUUUUUAUUAUUUUCAAUAUAAUUUUAAUUAUUUUUAUUUAUUUUUUUUUUAACAUUUUAUUGCAGAAUCAAACACUAGAAAAUGUUUUUUCCAGGCUUCAAGCGCAGUGACACGGCCGCUGACCUUUAAUAAAGGAAAUGAGCAGUUAAAUGUUGACAGACGGCCAGUUCAGGUGUCUGUGUGUGUGUAAUGCUGAGGAAAGUCUGGUUCAGGUGUGUUUGUGUGUGUUUAAUGCUGACAGACGGACGGUUUGUGUGUGUGUGUGUGUGUGUGUCACACACUGCAGAAACAGAUGUUCUUCCUUUAGUAUGUUUGUUUUCCAGCACAGUCCUAAAGUAAGAGAUGUACUAAAGUCUUGUUUUCUAAAUAAAAUUGAGUUUUUGCUUUAAUAAGAACACAGUAUCUGUCAGUAAGGAUUGAAUUUUACUCCCGUUUUCCCUUUGAAUUAAGAUGAUUAAGAGAGAUACGUGUUCUUGUUUUAAGCUUAAACUCACUUAAGUUUGAUCUUUUAGAAAACAAGUCUUAACCAGAGAUAGAGAUAGAGAGAGAGUCGCACUGGUACAUCACAGUGGCUUCUCUCUCUCUCUCUCUCUCUUUUGAUAUGAUUGACGUCCAGCUGAUGAUCAGACUCUGCAUGCACUUUAACAGUGUGUUUGAUUGAUUUGUGAUUGGGUGAAUGAUUGAUCUGUGAGAUGGUGGAGCUGAAGCCAGUCCUGAGCAUCAUCGUGGGUUUAUCAGAGAGUCCAGCGGGAGCUUCAGGUGUGGACGACUCCUACAGGGAUCGCUGUGAGCUCCAACACCCGUCACCCAACUGAGCCCACGCCGAGAGAUUGGACUUUUUAAGGAACCAAAUCAUCUUUUGAACAACUUUGUAGGAUUUGCAUGACUUUAUACAAGGGUGUGACGCCCCGUCCUGACCAGCGUCAUGUGACCAGCUGUCCGUGGGACGUCAUGAUUCAGCAAUAAAACUGACCUUAUUUACA